UUUUAUUUUGCAGAAUUUGCUGGCAGUGACGGUGGUAAAGGCAGGAUGAUGGAGAACACGGCACUGGAAAGUUUAAUUGAGAUGGGCUUCCCGCAGAACCGAGCAGAGAAGGCCUUGGCGCUGACAGGCAACCAGGGGAUCGAACAGGCUAUGGAUUGGUUGGUUGAACAUGAGAACGAUCCCAACCUGGACGAGCCCUUCGCAGCCCCCCAAGGCCCCGUUCCAGACGCCGAGGAACCCGCCAAAGGAACGACGCCGGAUUCGGCGCAAGGGGGGUCAGGUGAGCUGGCCGAAGGAGAGACGCAGCGUCCCCUGACGGAAGAGGAAAAGCAGGAACAGACGAAAAGGUUAGGCCUUUCCUUCC
Molecule: messenger RNA, 364 nt
Organism: Pseudonaja textilis
Lineage: Eukaryota; Metazoa; Chordata; Lepidosauria; Squamata; Elapidae
Source: RefSeq, a predicted model, not a curated record